This is a messenger RNA of Glycine soja, 1876 nucleotides long. RefSeq lists its product as uncharacterized. The transcript has 2 exons. The record is from RefSeq and is a predicted model, not a curated record. Gene Ontology annotation, molecular function: violaxanthin de-epoxidase activity. NCBI's taxonomy places the organism in Eukaryota, Viridiplantae, Streptophyta, Magnoliopsida, Fabales, Fabaceae. Gene Ontology annotation, biological process: xanthophyll cycle. The coding region runs from base 17 to 1726 and encodes 569 amino acids.
UUGUGAUUGGUUAUCAAUGCAAUGGUUGGUUAAGGUUAAAUGGUUAAUCGUUAAUGUUAAUGCUGUGUUGUGUUGUGGAAACACUCUCAUAUCUCGUAUCUCAAUUUCGUGUUUUUUAAGAGAGAGAGAGAAUCCCGUUUACAUGUCUCUGAAUUUGCAACUAAAAAAUGUUGAAACAAUUGGUUUUCAGUUUCUUCAUAACAACGCUUUCUCUUUCACUUAUCCUUUUCACCAUCAAUAUCAUACCCAUGCCUCGCUCUCUUUUCCCUCACCACCACAAACUCGCUUUCGCCCUCCGACAACCGUCUUCUCCGCCCUGACGGCGGAGCAGAUCGCCGCGCCGCCGGUGAGGAUGGUGGCUGUGGUUGGCAACGGAGCUGCCAGCCCUCUCAAGUCCGCAUCUUGGGAACAAGUCAUGCUUCACACUGCAAAGAGAUUGAAAUGGGUUGAUGAAGGGUAUGAACUUCUUGUAUUUACAGAUGAAUGUAUUAUAUCUAAUGGACCGAUGACCAUGAAACUCCAGAGAGAAUUACUGAAUGCUGAUAUAUUGGUUAUUGUUGCUGUUACAAACAAGGAAUCUGUUGAGUGGAUUAAUAACAACAGAAAAACUAUUGAAAAUGUAAUAUGCCUUGACUCUUCACCGGAUUUGAAAAACAAAUUAGGAGGCUAUGAUGUUCCCAGUGAAGUGAGAGGAAGUAUGUUUGGAAACUUUUUUGGAAAUUCUCAAUCUGAGAAAGCUAAAGAAUCAUAUGAAGUAGUGCAGACUGUAUCUGAAGCAUGGGAUCGACAUAAUUCUGAUGAUAUAAGGUUCUGUUUGCUGGUACUAAUCAAUGCUUAUAUAAGGCCCGUUCCAGUAUUGAAGAACUUGAGAGCUAAAGGUUUUUCUACCCUGAACUGUAUGUUGAAGAACUGUGGUCGUCAGGUACUUAAUUGCUUGUUGGAUCCCAAUUGUAGAAAAGCUCUUCAAUGCUUGAACAAGUGUAGUCCCGUUGAUCAAGUUUGUAACUACCGAUGUAUUGCUUCAUAUGAAAGUGCAAAUCUAGAGGCUUUUUCACUAUGUGUAUUACAGAAAAACAACUGUCUUGAGUUGGAAGCAGAAAUCCCUGACAAGCCAUAUGUGCCUCCAAUGAUCAAGUUCCGGGGGAAGAACUUAAGUUAUGAAAUGACAGAAGAUUUGUUUGUUGGAUGGUUGGGGAGUUUGGAAUGGAGCUGGCGUGUUGUAGCAGGGCAGAACCCAGCAUAUGAUCAGUUUCCAUGCCAAUACCAGUUGUUCUAUAGGGGAAAAGCAAAAGGGUCAUUUUGGUACGAACCAGUAUUCCAGGUAAAAACAUUGGAAGGCCAAUUGGUUUGGAGGAGGAGGAAAUAUAGAGUCAGAAGAGGUAAGGUACCUGGCACAUUCUAUUUCAGUGUAUUAGAUAAUGGAGUUGUUUCAAAUGAGUUUUGGACAAUUGUGGAUGUGGCUGAUAAUCUUAGUUGGGGUUUGUUCCAUUAUCGUGGUGCUGCUAGAGUUGCAGGACAAUCUUAUACUGGGGCAGUACUUGUUAGUCCAGAUGGAGCAUUUCCAAAUGACAGAGAGAGGACAAAGAUAGUUGCUGCACUAGACAAAUGUGAAAUUAAAGAGUGGGAGCUAUAUACUGUUGACAAUUGUUCAUGCAUAGAUCCACCCCUAGGAAUUCCGGAGGGUUCAAGUUUACAUACCAUAGUCCAAAUUGAAGUUCCAAAGUAGAUGGCUGUAUUAUUAUUUGUGCCGAGAACUCAUCAGAAUUAUAAUCUCUAUCCGGUAAUGUUCAGCACACAUGCAGAUUCAAUUUUCAAAGAAAGUUAAUUGGUUUUGUUUCUUGUCAGUGUCUAAAUGUAGUUCGUAUUUGUUAGGGUU